Molecule: messenger RNA, 1307 nt
Organism: Eptesicus fuscus (big brown bat)
Lineage: Eukaryota; Metazoa; Chordata; Mammalia; Chiroptera; Vespertilionidae
Gene: NEIL1
Product: nei like DNA glycosylase 1
Exons: 9
Coding region: 53-1225 (390 amino acids)
Biological process (GO): base-excision repair
Cellular component (GO): nucleus
Molecular function (GO): zinc ion binding; damaged DNA binding; DNA N-glycosylase activity
Source: RefSeq, a predicted model, not a curated record
GCCGCCGGCUGGCGGAGCGGGGCGCGGGGCGCAGCCACCCUCCCCGCACACAAUGCCUGAGGGCCCCGAGCUGCACCUGGCUAGCCGGUUUGUGAACGAGGCGUGCAGGGGGCUGGUGUUCGGAGGGUGUGUGGAGAAGUCACCCAUCAGCCGCAACCCUGAGGUGCCCUUUGAGAGCAGUGCCUACUGCAUCUCAGCCUCAGCCCGUGGCAAGGAGCUUCGACUGACACUGAGCCCCCUGCCUGGGGCCCAGCCCCCACGCGAGCCACUGGCCCUCAUCUUCCACUUCGGCAUGUCUGGAUCCUUCCAGCUGGCACCUAGCAAUGCACUACCACCCCAUGCCCAUCUGCGCUUUUACACGGCUCCUCCUGGUCCCCAACUCACCCUCUGCUUCGUGGACAUCCGCCGCUUUGGCCACUGGGACCUCAGCGGCGAGUGGCAGCCAGGCCGUGGGCCGUGCGUCUUGCUGGAGUAUGAACAGUUCAGGCUGUGUCCCUCCAGGGAGAAUGUGUUACGAAACCUAGCAGACAAGGUCUUUGACCGGCCCAUCUGUGAGGCCCUCUUGGACCAGAGGUUCUUCAAUGGCAUUGGCAACUAUCUGCGGGCAGAGAUUCUAUACAGGCUGAGGAUACCCCCCUUUGAGAAGGCCCGCACUGUUCUGGAGGCACUGAAGCAGCACAGGCUGGCGGCAAGGGCUAUGGGCAGGCGAGAGGGGAGGAUGAUUUUGCACCCUUUCGAGCCUGGCUGCAGUGCUAUGGCAUGGUGGGCAUGCGCUCCCUGCGGGACCGUCACGGCCGUACCAUCUGGUUCCAGGGGGAUCCUGGACCUCUGGCACCCAAAGGGGGCAAGUCCCAUAAGAAGAAAUCCAGCGGAGCACAGCGGGGUCCUGAGGACAGCGUGGAGGACCACCCUCCCCCAAGCAAGGCCCCUUCCGGGACACGAAGGGCAUGGAGAGGCCUUCCUGAGCAGACAACAGCUCAGCAGCCUGAGGGGACCAGCCUCCAAGACCCAAAAGUCCCCCCAGUCACCGAGAAAAGGAAGAGGAGAGGUCGAAGGGCCAACUCAGGCUGCUGCAGGCCUUAAAAGAUACAGACUGACACCCCAUCUCUGGAGCCUGAGGAGACCCCAGACUCUUAGCAGGAGGAUCUCCUCGCUUGCACCUAUCCCUUCCUGCUGCCUCGCCCUGGGUCUGGGCGCUUGUGUGGCUUCUAGAAGCAUGCAAUAGGUUAGAGGGUCUAGAUGCCUGUGACUUUGUGGCUCUUCUCCACAGAACGAUGAUGUUUUUCAUUGUAUCCACCACCCCCAUU